UAGGAUUUCAUCUCUACCUUCAACCUUCAACGUAUAUCUUAUACUCAACCAAAAAAAGUAAACAAAACAGAGGCAGGAGAAAACCUCCAUUAACGCCGAUUUCGGAGCUGCACUGGUCGAUCCACCCGCCCCCAAAUCAUCGCCUAUCCUGAAGAAAAAAGAAGAAAAUGAAAUAGAGCUUCGUUGCAAUCAUGCCGAAGUUGUCGGAGCUUAGCUCUCCGAUCCAUUCCCAAAUCAUUGCAAUGUGAGUUUCAAUCACUCAAAUCUCUCUCGUCAAAUCCAAAAUAAGGUAAGAAUUUCAAUUACAUCUGACUUUUGUUUCCUUGAUUUCCCUAUGUUUAUCUGCAAUCUCCAUUCUGCAAUGUCCAUAGACUUCAUAAAAUAUAACAUUCAUUGUUUUUAUUUUAAAAUGACCACCAUCUUAACUAUCAUAAAUCUCAAAUCAAAAUUCCAAAUUAAAAAUGGUCUUUGUUAGGAUUAUUGAGAAAUUAAUUUGAUUUGAUUUGAGUCUUUCUUUGGUUUGAAUGGGACUGUGAUUGUUUGGAUUACAAUAAAAUUGAAAGAAUAAACCUGGACAAUAAUUGGGAGAGAGUUUUUAUAGCAAUGGGGAUGUUUACGAAGGUGAGUAUUAAAAGGGUAAAUAGCUCCUGAAUUGCUUGGUUUUUUCAGUCAUAACAUUUCUUUUCAGCUACUACUAUUGGAAAAACCUUUGUUCUUGGAUCUUGAAAACCUAAGGUAAUCCUAAUAUUUUUCCCUAUUUUUUAUUCAAUUAUCAGAGCUGGUUUAACAUUUCUGUUAUAUUGUAUCUCCAAAUCCUCCUGCUAUGUUUAGAUCCUUUAAGGAAUUUCCUUUGUUAUGUGCUUCUCCAGUUUCAUCACCAACUAACCCUUUUGGAACCUUAAUUUAUAGUAUAUGUAAUUAAUAAUUAGUAUUACUAUUGAAAUUAAAUAAAUACAUAUCAUGUCAAAAUAAUAUUAUUCAACUACUCGGAUAGAUUAAUUUGUCCACGUGUUUUCUACUGACAUGUUUAGAAAGUUAAUAAUUGCAUCUUAAAGUUAGUUUUUUUUUUGUACAUGUUUUCUUGUGUUAGUCUGAGUACUAUAUAUAGAAGCCUAUAAUUAACUACUAUUCAUUUUUGUACUGAACUUAAAAAUGUAAUAUGAGAGAGUUGGAGGAGUGUUAAAGAGUGUAUUCUCUGUAUUUGAUUACUUACUUUAGCUGUAUGACAUGAUUACUGUCCUAUACACACCAUAUAUACCCAAAAACAAAGGAAAAAUGCUCUUUGAUGAUACAAUCUUACUGAAAGCAAAAAAAGAAAAAUGAUAGUUAUUAUCCUUUUGAUUCAAUCAUAUACAGUUAUAGUAGUGCAAAAUCAGAAUUACCAUACAAGAUACAACAUGGUGAAUCUAGUUGAGCUUGCUUUCUGUUUUCUGUAUCUUCUGAUGUUACGUAUAGUUUUAUUGCAUCAUUAAUAUAUAUGAAUUUAGAUGGUUGAUUUGCUUAAAUGUCUUCAUUGUUUAUCUCUUGUGAUUGGUUCUGCUAUUGGAAUUACUAAAUGUGUGUUCAAAUAACUACUUUGUUUGGCUUGUUGGGAAUUUGGGAAUGGCCUUGCUACCAAAGCAAAGAGCUCCAACGGAUUGCGGAGUUACUCUUGUUCCAUGGCUGCCUUCAUUUUUAAUAGCUUUACUCAGUGUGAAGUUACAAAAGAAGACUGAAAAAGAGCAAAAAUCUUGUCCAAUUUCAACUGUUGGACUUCACUAUGUGGUCAUUGGGAUGAAAAUCAAAAUUACAUCAGCUUUCAAGUUCGCCGAAUGGUCAUUCCCAAUAAUUGCAACUACAACACCUUGGUUGGAAUGAUAUGUAAUGAGCUGAAGAUAGAUCUGGGAUCAACAACUCUAAAAAUAGAGUACCAAGGAAAAGACAACUACCCUCCAUUCUACAUAGAAGAUGACCUCCAAUUUUACUUAUACAAGGAGUUGAAGAAAAAAGAUUCAGAUUUUACAAAGUACCCGUUGUGCCUUACAAUGGAGAAUAACCAUAUUGAGUCGACUAUUUUUCCAACAAGAAGUACAUCAACAGAGAUUAACCAUAUUGAGCCCACUUUUUUUUCAACCAGAAGUACAUCAACUUAUAACGAAUUGGGUAUAGAAUUGGGACAAGCUGAAGAAGGAACAUCAAAUUCAGAUGAAGAAGCAACUGUUGACAUGGAUGCAGAUGAGAGUGAAAAUUAUAUCUCCAAUGCAAGGUUGGUUGACAAGCAAAUAAUAGAAAUGGGAAAGGAAGCAAACAACGAUGCAGAAGAGAUUAAAAUAGACGAAGAUUCAGUAAUCAACAACAAAAACUAUCAAGAAAUAGCUCCGUCUCAGAUUUACAAAGAUAAAGAGACCUUGAAGACUGUGUUGAGCCACUAUGCAAUUAGAAAACAUUUUUCAGUACCGCGUGAAAAAAUCUUGCAAAAGACAGUUCCUAGCAGAGUGCUUUGACAAAAAUUGCAGCUGGAAGUUAAGGGCAUCAAGGAAUGGAAACACAAUGCAAUUUAUAAUUAUGACUUUUGAGGACAAUCAUAGCUGCGAUAUGAAGAUAAGAUUGAAAGAUCAACGUCAAGCAACCUCAACCAUCAUUCCAGACAUGAUCAAGUACAAAUUCACAAACAUCAAGACUAAAACCACGGUUGCAGAUGUUAUAAAUGAGUUGAAAAUUCGUGGAUUGAGAGUCAAAUACAGCAACGCUUGGAGAUCAAUACAGAAGGCAAAAGAAAAAGUGAGAGGAAAUGUAGUUAAGUCUUACUCUGAGAUAGCCAAGUAUCUUUACUUGUUGCAUCAUACAAAUCCAGACUCUUUUGUGGAGCUCAAAAGAGAGGAAGAUGGCUUCUUAUUCCUUUUUGUAGCAUUGAAUGCUUCAAGAAAAGGAUGGUUGCAUUGUAUUCCUGUGGUGAUAGUUGAUGGGACAUUCUUAAAGUCUACAUAUGGAGUUAUAUUGCUGGUUGCAGCGACUCAAGAUGCGGAAGGUCAUAUUUUCCCGCUAGCUUUUAGUGUGGUUGAUUCAGAGAACGAUAAUUCUUAGGAGUGGUUCUUUGAAAAGUUUAGGGAGUGUUAUGGUUCAAGAGAAGACAUGGUCAUUAUCUCUGACCGUCACGAAAGCAUAAAAAAGGCAACCAUCAAAGUGUACCUAGAAGUACUUCAUGGAUCUUGCACCGUUCACCUACUAAAGAACAUUAAAAGCAAAUUAAGAAAAGCUCAAAAACUGUCUCAGAUACAUUCUUCGCAGCGGCAAAGGCAUACACUGUCGAAGGCUUCGAGCGCCACAUGGGAAAACUAGAUAAGAUUGAAAAGAGGUUGAGACCCUACUUGCAAGAAAUCGGGUAUGAAAAAUGGGCUCAAGUUCACUCUCAAAAUAAUAGAUACUCGAACAUGGCAUCCAACCUCGCAGAAUCUUUGAAUUCUUUGAUUGUUGCAGUAAGGGAGCUACCAAUCUGCACUAUGGUAGAAUGUUUAAGAAGUUUGGUGCAAGAAUGGAGCUGUAAAAAUCGAAACAUAGCUCAAGCAAUUCCCACAAGGCUGACAAGCAAACAUGAAGAAAUCUUAAAUGAUAACUACAAAUACUCAUUGAAGAAGACGGUGCACCCGACAAAUGAUGUUUUGUUCGAAGUUCGUGAUGGAUGCAAAAAAGCAAUAGUUGAUCUAAGCUCGAGAACUUGUACAUGCAAACGGUUCCAAAUAGAUCAACUUCCUUGUGGCCAUGCAAUAGCUGUUCUAAAAGAUAUGAAUAAAGAUGCAUAUGAAUAUUGCUCAUCAUAUUACACAAAGGAGGCCAUGCUUGCAACUUAUGGAGAAAUUGUAUACCCUAUUCCUAAUGAAGACACAUGGGAGGUACCCGAAUAUGUUAAAUCAUGGGAAGUUCAGCAUCCAAAAGAAAAAAGUAAGAGUGGGAAGACCAAAGAAAAGAAGAAGCAAACCUUUAUGGCAGAAAAACAAAAAAUGAACAAAGCAAAUCAAAUGCGGAAAAUGUAAUCAACCUGGACAUAACAAAAAGACUUGCAGAAAUUUGGAAAACUAGCAAAACUUGAUUAUUGCUUGAUUAAGCAAAAUUGCACAUCAUUUAUGGUAGAUAUUUAUAUGAAUAUUAUUUGAUGAUUUACAAACAUAGAUUUGAUUUUGA
This is a messenger RNA of Cannabis sativa, 4158 nucleotides long. RefSeq lists its product as uncharacterized. Gene Ontology annotation, molecular function: zinc ion binding. The record is from RefSeq and is a predicted model, not a curated record. NCBI's taxonomy places the organism in Eukaryota, Viridiplantae, Streptophyta, Magnoliopsida, Rosales, Cannabaceae. Bases 3306 to 4010 code for a protein of 234 amino acids. The transcript is spliced from 5 exons.